GGGUGGGGGGGGGGGUUGCUGCGUCCUGCUGUGUCUGUGCGGCGCCGCCAUGAGCUCUAUCGGCACCGGGUAUGACCUCUCAGCUUCCACGUUUUCUCCAGAUGGCAGGGUGUUUCAAGUUGAAUAUGCUAUGAAAGCUGUGGAGAAUAGUAGCACAGCAAUUGGGAUAAGAUGCAAAGAUGGUGUUGUCUUUGGAGUAGAAAAACUAGUUCUGUCCAAGCUUUAUGAAGAGGGUUCCAAUAAACGUCUGUUUAAUGUCGAUCGACAUGUUGGUAUGGCAGUAGCAGGACUUCUGGCAGAUGCCCGUUCUUUGGCAGACAUAGCUAGAGAUGAGGCUUCUAACUUUAGAUCUAACUAUGGUUAUGAUAUUCCACUGAAGCAUCUUGCAGACAGAGUGGCUAUGUAUGUGCAUGCAUACACACUAUACAGUGCUGUCAGACCUUUUGGUUGUAGUUUUAUGUUGGGGUCCUAUGAUAGUGAUGAUGGUGCGCAACUGUACAUGAUUGAUCCAUCAGGAGUUUCAUAUGGUUAUUGGGGAUGUGCCAUUGGUAAAGCCAGGCAAGCUGCAAAAACAGAGAUAGAAAAACUUCAGAUGAAGGAAAUGACCUGUCGUGAUGUUGUUAAAGAGGUUGCGAAAAUAAUCUACAUAGUUCACGAUGAAGUAAAGGAUAAAGCUUUUGAGCUGGAACUCAGCUGGGUUGGAGAAAUAACCAAUGGAAAACAUGAAAUUGUUCCAAAGGACAUCAAGGAAGAAGCAGAAAAAUAUGCUAAGGAAUCUUUGAAAGAGGAAGAUGAAUCAGACGAUGACAAUAUGUAACACAUUGGUACUUCGUGACAAGUUCAACUUUUUUAACUUACAAAAGGUUUGUUUAUAAUGUAUUAAGCAUGGGAUCUUGUUAUGUACUUGUUGGAAGAAACCAAGUGACCAACUUGCACUAAUAAAUUUUCCAUUUCACUAUC
Melopsittacus undulatus (budgerigar) is the source of this 960-nucleotide messenger RNA. It is a transcript of the gene PSMA3, whose product is annotated as proteasome 20S subunit alpha 3. Lineage: Eukaryota; Metazoa; Chordata; Aves; Psittaciformes; Psittaculidae. The transcript has 11 exons. Gene Ontology annotation, biological process: proteasomal protein catabolic process; ubiquitin-dependent protein catabolic process. The record is from RefSeq and is a predicted model, not a curated record. Gene Ontology annotation, cellular component: synapse; nucleus; proteasome core complex, alpha-subunit complex. Bases 50 to 817 code for a protein of 255 amino acids.